AUGCCUGUUAGCCAAAACCCUAAAGAGUGUGGUUGGUUUUAUCACGCCCCAGCUAAAAAGGAGCCUGGAAGGCCACGUGUUGAUUAUGUUGCUCCUUCAAAUUUGCCAGGAAUGGGGUUUGAUGAUCCAAGUUUGCAACAAAAGGAUACUGUAAAAGAAAUGCUGUUUAAGGAGACAGAUUCAGAGUAUAUUCGGCUGGCAAAGAUGGGAGGAAGAAAAGAUUUGCUGUCGUUUAACCCAGAUCGUUACCGAAAAAAAUCUCAGGAGCCAAUUGGAUAUCCUCGCAAUGAAUGGUUUUAUCUAGAAGACAACAGGAGAGAAGAUGAAGAGAAGAAACCAGCUGACAACCAGGAGUGGCGUUUCUUACUUCCUGAUUACAUGGUUCACAAAGGCUACCAGCCAUCCUUUGAGAGACCAGAUGCAGCACCUGUACGAAGUGCAGGACCUGUAAGAAGUGCUGCACCUUACUACACAGAAGCAACAUCUGUUAUGAAAGAAGAAGGCAGAUUUGCCACUGAUAAGACAGUAAAAAUUGCAGAACAUCGUCGACCUGGAUAUGGUGUUCGCAGUGAAAAAUAUACCCCUGCUACACAGCAAAGUCCACUCAGAGAAAAAUUUGGGAAAGCACAAGACUUUGAAUCUGUUCAUGGGGAGAAGAAGAGAAAACCAAACUCAUCUAAUCAUGUAUACAGUAGUGACAGUUGUUGUUAUUUCAGGCCAACAGAGAAAGAGGAGCCCACCAACAUGAGUAAGCUGCUGGCUGGUGAAUAUGAGAAACAAUGGUACACGAAACGUGCUGAAAUGUUGCAGCAAAACCAGCCUGGCGUAUCACAUGGAAGACCAGAAACAGAACCAGCAGAUGCAAACCCCAGGACUACUUAUUACCAUCAAAAAUAUGAUGGAGGUUUACCUCCAAAGCGAACAGAUGAUGAGGAGGAGAAAGAAUUGUUUAAACUGAGCAGGUUCAAGAAUAUUCCUUCUAAGCUGGAUUCACAACAAAGGGCAGAAAUUAUGGCUACUUUGAAGUGA
Candidula unifasciata is the source of this 1029-nucleotide messenger RNA. NCBI's taxonomy places the organism in Eukaryota, Metazoa, Mollusca, Gastropoda, Stylommatophora, Geomitridae. The record is from the annotation of a GenBank genome assembly.